Molecule: messenger RNA, 546 nt
Organism: Neurospora tetrasperma FGSC 2508
Lineage: Eukaryota; Fungi; Ascomycota; Sordariomycetes; Sordariales; Sordariaceae
Exons: 2
Coding region: 84-485 (133 amino acids)
Source: RefSeq, a predicted model, not a curated record
CAACCAACAUUUGCUACCACAAUUCCUGAGCAAAAGCUAGCCACAUUUCAGCACUGCAGGACCAGCCGCCACCUACCACCGAAAUGUCCGUCAACCGCACGUGCGACCACGAUGCCCUACCCGACCUCCAGGGCAUCCCCGGUCUACCCAUGGACCGCAGCGUUUUUGUUAUUCCCAACUGGAACGAAUCGUUUGUGGGUAUGACCAAGUGCUGCGCCCCCAACGAGGUGCACAUUAGUGGCGAUUACGGGUUCGAAGGAUGCGUCUUGUGGUGCUUGAUUCCAGACUCCUUUCUUAAAGCACGAGAUGGGCAGAAGCUCGAGGAGGGUGCGGUUCUUGACGAAAUGAGCUACUGUAUAAGGGCUAAGACUGGCAUUUCGAGGUAUAUUAGUGGCGGCCAAGUGAAGAACAAUUCGGCGAGUUCGAGGACGACAUUACUCGGGGUGGGAGUUUGGGCCCUGUUGGCUGUUGGAUUGCUGGUGUGAAGUUAGAUAUUUGGUGUGUAGUCGAGCGCUGGUCAUGACGAAUGGAAUAAAGUCAACAUUA